Physcomitrium patens is the source of this 1613-nucleotide messenger RNA. RefSeq lists its product as uncharacterized. Gene Ontology annotation, molecular function: protein phosphatase regulator activity. Gene Ontology annotation, cellular component: protein phosphatase 4 complex; nucleus; cytoplasm. NCBI's taxonomy places the organism in Eukaryota, Viridiplantae, Streptophyta, Bryopsida, Funariales, Funariaceae. The record is from RefSeq and is a predicted model, not a curated record.
AUGUCGACGGAGGCAGGAGCGACGCCGAAGAGGAUCGGAGUCCAGCAACGGGGAGGGGCACAAAUUGAAAGUGCACUGAGAAGCCACUCAACCAAGCAAGCAACAAGCAAAUCAAAGCAACGCAACGCCAAGCAAGGACGAGGAAUUAGGGUAGUGCUGGCGACCGUGACCAGGAGAAGAGCCGUGGCCUUGGGGUGUAACCAUGGGCAAGGUGCCGCGGAGGGAGGGAAGGAGGAGGCGAGAGAGAGACGGAGAGAGAGACCAGGGGAGGGGGUGCCAUGGCCCCGUAGCUCGUCACUGCGGACACCCCUUGACACGAUCCGAGCUCGCCAUUGCCCCGUCGCGCUUGUCAUGGAGGUCUUCCGUGACUUGCCCUGCGUGGCCGAGCUUUCGGCGUUUUGCAGGCAGGAUGCCGACAAGCGCGAGUUUACUGACGAGCUGCGCGGCAUAUUGGAGGUUUCCGCCAUGACCGGACUGUAUUGGCAUAGAUGGAAUGAGCUCAAGGAGCUUCUUCUUUUCCGGCUCAAACAGGUACUGCAAGAUUAUUACAAAAGUCAUGCGGAUGUCACAGUUGGGCCCCCAAGACCACUUGUUACUGGUGAAAGCUAUCAGGAGCUCGAAGACAGGCUCACCUCAGGAUUGGAGUCAUUCACAGAUGGAGCACCCUUCACACUUCAGCGCUUUUGUGAGGUGUUGUUGAAUCCUCGAGACAGGUAUCCCAAUCUUGACAAGGUUGCCCUCGCCUUUGAGAAGCUGCUGUUGGUGACAUCAACCUUUGCACCAUCACCAGGACCAUACCCUGGGGUUGCAUCAGUGCCAGCACCAACGCCCAUACCAGCGAAGGACAUGGAUCAGAAACCCUUGGGGUCGCCGAAGAGGGAGAAUGUAGAUUCAACUCCAGAUGUUACCGGUAAACCCAACGAUGAUCUAGUGCGAGCUGAUCACAUGGAGGAACCUGCAGCAGAAGUUGUGGCUGAUGUGGAGAUGGUUGAUGUUGACAGCCCAGAAUCCAAGGAGAGAUCAGUAGAUGUUGACACGUCACAACCUUCAGAAGUGGUUGCGGUUGGAGAAGGUUUAAAGGAGAGUGCAUCAGAGGUUCCCACUGGCAAGGAAGAGUGGCAGCUGGUUGACGAAGCAGAUGCCUCAGCUGCACCGUCAACUGAAACGAGUUUGAAGAAUGCCUCAAUGGUCGAUUGCAAUGAGUCUCAAGCGGAUGUUACGGCAAGCGGUCCAUAGGGGUUUACACGUCGUCACAAAUCAACUCCCUUUGAGAAUCUUUCUAGCAAAUGUUCCCCCUCAUGUGCGUCCUUCGAACUCGUGGGUCAGUGUUGAUCACCGUCGAUCCCAAUUUUGGUCUUCAGCUCCUUCCAUAUUUCGGAGAGGGUCUCACAAUCUGGAAGGGCUAACUGCUCACCAAAAACCCUAAACCUGGUGCUCACCAAUGAAAGGACAAUGCAAAGAGUAUCCUAGUUACGAAGAGCUGUUGAUUUGAUAGGUUAGUUGAAGUGCAGAAAACUUCCACGAGUUUGGAAACUGAAGCAAGUCAAUAUUAAAAUGCUGUGUAACUAUCAUAUAUUUUUACUGUCAAUGCUGUACAUUCCAUUUGGCAUUUC